Molecule: messenger RNA, 3348 nt
Organism: Spodoptera frugiperda (fall armyworm)
Lineage: Eukaryota; Metazoa; Arthropoda; Insecta; Lepidoptera; Noctuidae
Gene: Mlf
Product: myeloid leukemia factor
Exons: 9
Coding region: 236-1030 (264 amino acids)
Biological process (GO): regulation of DNA-templated transcription
Cellular component (GO): cytoplasm; nucleus
Source: RefSeq, a predicted model, not a curated record
UAUUGCCUUGCCUUGCUUGCUGCCUCAAAAAAAGUUGAACUGUCUACGGAUGAAGUGUUUGUUGGUUUGUCGAGAGUUCGCGAUUUGCUACUUUUGCUAGAGAUUUCGACGUGAUUUCUGCUAAACGUUAAUCAAGUGUUGUUUGAACGUUAGUGGCGGUGGUGAUUUGUUGAAGUGUUUAAUUUCGAUUCAGAUUCAGACUGUGAUUGUUGAUUUCGGUGAAUAAUCAACAAAGAUGUCUCUCUUCGGAUCGUUGAUGGGCGACGUGGAGGACGAUCCGUUUUUCGGGUCUCACAUGCGUCAAAUGCGCCAGAUGAACAAUAUGAUGAACUCCUUGUUCGCGGAUCCUUUCGGCAUGUUCGGAGGUGAGGGCCCUCUUUCCAUCAUGGGCCCUCGUCACACUAACGCGAUGAUGCCUUUCAUGCCUCAGAUGCCUGCACUCAACAGACUUUUCACUGAUAUGGGCAGUGGCAACAUGCACCAUGUCUCCCCCGGCAGCUCCUUCAGCAGCAGCACCGUCGUCAUGUCCAGCGGACCUGGCGGAAAGCCACAGGUAUAUAGUUCCACCAGCAGCACAAAGAUUGGCCCGAACGGCAUUAAGGAGACAUGCAAGACGGUGCAGGACUCCCGCACUGGUACCAAGAAAAUGGCCAUAGGUCACCACAUUGGCGAAAGGGCUCACCUGAUUGAGAGGGAGCAGAAUUACUACACAGGCGACGCCGAGGAACGGCAGGAGUUCAUAAAUCUGGAUGAAGAGGAGGCUGAGGACUUUGACAGGGAGUUCCAAUACAAAGCCGGCUCCUCGAACGCCCGCGGUCGCACCGCUAUCCAGGCCGCCCGCCGCGAGCCACAACGCCUCGCCCUGCCCGCCCCGCCGCCCACCGUACAAGUACCCAAUACAAGUAGUGAGGUGUCAGGGCGCCGCCCCAGUUCAGUCCGGCCGGCCUCCCGCCGUCCCAUACGGACCGCUGCCAGCCCUCUCACCUUAACCUCCAGUUCCAGAUUGUGGAGGAGGCGUUACUACUAUUAAACCCCCCGAGCGUGCGCGAGGUAUACGGCGGGUCGCACCCGCAGCGCCACCACCGGCACAAGCAACACAAGGCGCACGCACACCGACCCGCGCCCGCCGACCACUAGACCCACAAGCCCUGCAAGCUCUAUUAACCCCGCGAAAGACCCGCGACCACCCGCGGCCCGACAGCGGCGUAGACUACGGUUACACAUCACUACUAUUUAUGUAUUUUAAUUUAAUUGUCCAACAGCCGGUGAUGUUUCAUUUUAUUUCAUUUCUCCUACAUUUUAAUAUCAAUUGCCAUGUGCAUAUAUGGACCGGUCUAGGAUAUACAAACGAAAAGGAGUAACGGUAGAACGGGGUGAAUAGAAUUCGAGGGGUGAAUAAAUACAGAAGGGGUGUGAAUAAAUGUUGGGAAAAAUAACAUCUAUUCACCCCAUUCUUGUGUCUAUUCACCCUUUGAAUUCUAUUCACCUCGUUUUAAGGUAUCUUUUUGGUUUAUGUUUAGUCCUUGAGGCGCUAGUCUUUUCAGCAAUAGAUUUUGUUACUAAUCUAUUCGUUAAAUUAACGACAAACUAACAUCUAGGAGAGACUAAAAGGACUUUGUGCCUCAGUGGCGCCAACUAGCGAGAAUGAAUUUUGCCAAAUUGACUUAUGUUUUUGAUUAUCUGAUUACGAGUGUCCUCCCGACAUUUCACAUUUUGCGCUCAAUGACGUUCGUUCCUUCAAGUAACGUGUUUUGAUUAAGUUUGAUUUUUGAUUAUAGAAUGAAUUUGAAAAUUCUAGAAUUUUAUUUUCGGGUUUCCUGAUUUUAGUCGAUUACAAAUUGUAUUCAGUUUUCAUUAUUUGUAACAGUGUGACCUGUAGCAUGCGAACAAAUAAAUUUGGACAGGUUUUCCGCGUGUUUAUUGCCAAAAUAUGUUUGAAAAUUUAUUUACGCGGCCUUUCCGAGGUCUUUGGAACUGCAAGAUUCUCGUUUUUAGUUAAACUCCCUUGAUCUCUUUUCCUGUUCAAUUUAUUUGUUGGCAGGCCGCUGCCGUUACAAAACGACUCGUGAUAUCGCCUUGUAUCGUGAUCUAUAUUGUCUAAUGACUUCGGACGUAGACUUAGUGAAAAUGUAAUAAAAUAGGACAUAAAUAAUAAUAUUCAAAUGUCAUUGCCCCUCGGCGCAAAACCUCCUUUGAUUGGACUCUGUACGCGGUGACCACGACAAAAUGGCGACCUGUCAAUGAUGGCGGCAAAGUUUUAAAGAUGGCUGCCAUUGUUUUCGAUACAUAUUCCUUAUUAAAAAUCAAUUACAGUUUCAAAUUCUACAAAUAAAUAGUUAAAUAAAUUCAGUGUCGUGGUAAUGUGUGCUUUGUCCAAAAUUCCAUAACUUAUCUACCUGUAUUCUCCCACCUGACAACCGUACUCUGUGUUAGAAAAUAGUCUGAUAAAUUACCGUGUUCUGUAAUCUGUGGCGAUGGUUACUUUUGCCCCAAUUCAUAUUCAUUGUAACAUGGUACUUACCAUCUAUAUUGACCAACUACAUCAAGCCACAGAUUUAUUUAAUAUUAGGUAGAUUUAAUGUCAUAGUAUACCUAUCUGUCUCCAACCAAUAUUUCGUAGUUCAAAACAAAAUUCUAAAAAUUGUUAUAAUAUAAAACGUUGAUUUUUCGGAAUUUCGUGGAAAAAACUAUUCAUUUCAAAUUUUACAUAUCCGAAUCUUGAGUUUAGAAUAGCAUUCGAAAUCUUAAGUUCUUAUAUCGUAAAUAAGAUUAUGAUUAAUUAUAAAAAACUCAUUAGUUGUAUAAGUGUCGUACUUAUAAGUUUUUUCGAUAAAUUGUUCCAAGUUCAUCCUUAUAGAGGUCGACUGAUAAAUUUUUGUUCGUCAUUCUUUAAUUUAUUCGUCGAUUUCGAUAAAAUAGUAAUUUCAAUACAAUAUGAAGAGUUUCCAUAGAUGUAGAUGUCUGUCUGUGUACCCUCUAGGCGGAUAUUAGUUCACAAAGUAAUAAAUAAGGAUUUUUUAGACUAAGGUCCAUCGGCCAUUGAGACGAGUUACUGUUUGCAGCUAAAAUGGCACAAAUGGCGUUUUGUUAAUACAGAGUAAACUUUGACUGUGAUACCGUAGAGUAUAUUUUGUAUUACCUCGUCGUGCGAAGGUAGAAGGGUUAGUUUCCAGUUUGAAGGUUCCCGUGUAGUAUUAAUGACAGGUCUGAAUGGCCCCUGGUAGUACGUUUACCUCCAUCCCGUCAUUCUCAGUUUGUUUGUCGUAACAACAGUUCUGCACAAAAUUACAACGGUGCUGGACCGCUACAAAUCGCUCAUUCCUUCAAAUAAAUUAAUUAUUUUAUUUA